GCGCCGGUGGGCUUGGCCGGCGGCGCGCGCGCGAGGUAGCGCUUGCGAGCUGCCCAUUCAAGCUCCGCUCGCGGCUCGGCUGUAGCCGCCGCCGCCGCCGCCGCAUUUUUCUUUUCCUCCUCCUCCUCGCCGCCACCCCGUCCCGGCAGGCAGACUGGGCAUCCGAGGGGGCCGCUUGGAUGCCCCUGCCCUGGGGGAGGCAGCGCGCUGAGCCGGGGCAGGGGCAAGGCAGGACCGGACGAUGGAGCCGUCGGGGCCCUUCCACGACUCCGGCGUGGGCGAUCUGGACGCCGAAGAGGCGCGCUGCCCUUGCCCGCCCUCGGGGGACGAGCCGCGCCCGGCCGCUGCCGCGCCCCCCAGUUUGGCUCCGGCGGCGGCGGCGGGUCCCCUGCGGGCUCCUCCCCCGGUGGCCGCCCUCCGCCCUUCUUCCCGCCAAGGCAGCCAGCCCAAUGUGAGCGGCGAGCACUGGGCGGCCCCGGGGCACUCGCCUAGCUCCAGCGGAGGCGCGGGGACCGGCGGCAAGCACCGGCAGGCCAGCCCCUUGGCGCACCGGCGGGACAGCAAUCCCUUCACCGAGAUCGCCAUGAGCUCGUGCAAGUACAGCGGCGGCGUCAUGAAGCCGCUCAGCCGGCUCAGCGCCUCCCGUCGGAACCUCCUCGACGCCGACGCCGCCGAGGCGCAGCCGCUCCAACUUUUAGGCGCCGGGGCUCACCCGCCCGAGAUCGUCAUCUCCCGGGAGGACAACCACUCGCCGCAAGGCUUGCUCCAUCCCCACCCCAACACGGCCGUCGGGCUCUCGGGAGCCGUGGCCGCGGCUCACAAGCACCCGCCCGCCGGGGGCCCGCCUUUCGCCAAAGCUCCCAAGCGCAAGAACCAAAACAUCGGCUACCGCCUGGGCCACCGGCGCGCCCUCUUCGAGAAGCGGAAAAGGCUCAGCGAUUACGCCCUCAUCUUCGGCAUGUUCGGCAUCGUGGUGAUGGUCAUCGAGACGGAGCUCUCGUGGGGCUUGUACUCCAAGGGUUCCAUGUUUUCGCUGGCCCUCAAAUGCCUUAUCAGCCUCUCCACCGUAAUUUUGCUGGGGCUUAUCAUUGCCUACCACACGCGGGAAGUUCAGCUCUUCGUGAUCGACAACGGCGCUGACGACUGGCGGAUUGCGAUGACGUACGAGCGCAUCCUCUACAUCAGCUUGGAGAUGCUGGUGUGCGCCAUUCACCCCAUCCCUGGGGAGUACAAGUUUUUUUGGACGGCCCGGCUGGCCUUCUCGUAUGCGCCUUCGCGGGCGGAGGCGGACGUGGACAUUAUCCUCUCCAUCCCCAUGUUCCUGCGCCUCUACUUGAUCGCCCGCGUCAUGCUGUUGCACAGCAAGCUCUUCACGGACGCUUCCUCUCGCAGCAUCGGGGCCCUGAACAAGAUCAACUUCAACACCCGUUUCGUCAUGAAGACCCUCAUGACCAUCUGUCCCGGCACUGUCCUGCUGGUGUUCAGCAUCUCCCUGUGGAUCAUUGCUGCCUGGACGGUGCGUGUAUGUGAGAGGUACCAUGACCAACAGGACGUCACCAGCAACUUUCUGGGCGCCAUGUGGCUUAUCUCCAUCACCUUCCUGUCUAUCGGCUACGGUGACAUGGUCCCGCACACGUACUGUGGCAAAGGCGUCUGCCUGCUCACGGGCAUUAUGGGGGCCGGCUGCACCGCCCUGGUUGUGGCUGUCGUGGCACGGAAGCUGGAGCUCACCAAAGCCGAGAAACACGUCCACAACUUCAUGAUGGACACGCAGCUCACCAAGCGGAUCAAAAACGCCGCCGCCAACGUCUUGCGGGAGACCUGGCUCAUCUACAAACACACCAAACUGCUGAAGAAGAUUGACCAUGCCAAAGUCCGGAAGCACCAGAGAAAGUUCCUCCAAGCCAUUCACCAGUUGAGGAGCGUAAAGAUGGAGCAGCGGAAGCUGAGCGACCAAGCCAACACCCUGGUCGAUCUUUCCAAGAUGCAGAACGUUAUGUACGACCUCAUCACGGAGCUCAACGACCGGAGCGAGGACCUGGAGAAACAGCUCGGAGGCCUGGAGUCCAAACUGGAGCAGCUGGCCACCAGCUUCCAUUCCUUGCCUUUGCUGAUCACGGACACUCUGCGCCAGCAGCAGCAGCAGCUCCUCGCCACCAUUGUCGAGGCCCGGGGGGUGAGCAUGGGCGUGGGCGCCCCCCAGACGCCGCUCUCGGACAGCCCCCUUGGGUGUCUCACUGAAGAAAGUCGAAAGAAGACGGGAGGCCACGAGUUGGCCGAAAUGCAGGUGCCCCCAUUUCCUCCCUUCCUCCUCCAUCGAAUCUUGGCAAAGGUAUUGAGACAUCAUUCUAGCUUCUCCUGCACGGUCUUGGUGUUGCAAGAAACCACUGCGAAGCACCUGGGACAGCGCUCCAUUUCAGCACCUGGGACAGCGCUCCAUUUCAGCACCUGGGACAGUGCUCCAUUUCCACACUGAGCUGGCUCUCCAAUCCACAGGUAUUGUCCAAAUAAAAGCAAGGCUGCCUCUACCUCAAGAUGUUUAGAAGGCAAACUCAAUCCUCCCAGCCUUUCAGUUAAGAGCCAUAAAUGUGCGAUGUGGGCGACAUGUGAGAGAUGCUCUGGCCAUCUUUGCUUCAAAGCAGGCAUGGCAUGGGUGUGUGUGUGUGUGUGUGUACCCUUGAGGUGAUGGGGGAAGUGUGCUGCUUUCCUGGUCAAAAUCUCUCCCUUCCUUUCACCUUACAGGGCUCUUGAUAGCUUCCUGGAGCUGUUUUUGAUCAGGGAAACAGCAUGGCGGGUAAAGGUCAAACGCCUGCUCCUUUGAGCCAAUUCGGAGCCCUGACAGCUGCCUUGAAGUACAAAAUGACCACUGAAAGCAAUCUGAUCAUAGUACUCUCGGUUUGGCUGUUGGUCUGGACGAGUUACUAGCCUAACUGCCUCCCCAUCCCAAAUGCCUCUGCUGAUCAUUUGCCAUAUACCAAUAGCUUAAAAAAAAUAAGGAAAAACAACCAACUUAUUCUUUAGUUUAGAAAAGUUUGCUGACUGCUCAGCUGGAGGGCUCCUUUGCUCACCUCUGGCGACCAGGCAAGUACCAAUUCCCAAAGUUGCCUCGUAUGCCUACUCGUCAUUCUAAGAGGGAUCCUGAGAGAGUAGCAUCAUAUCCUGGUUCUUGUGACUGGCAAUUUUGCUGGCAGAAUCGCAACACAGGUCUCUGUCCCUCAUCUCUCUGGGGCAGGCCCCUUAUUUUCCUGGCGUCGGUUGCCAUGCAAGCGUCUUACAUCCCACUGGAAAUGGGAAGGGCUCAUCGAAAUCUGUUGGGACUGGGAACAAAGAAGAAGAAUCUGAUGAUGAUACAGGCUAUGAAGAACAUUUACAUGAAUUCUGCAAAGGGAUCGACUCCAAGGCAGCUGUUCGUCAAUUAACUACAAAUUGAAGUAUUUUGAGCCGGGGGGGACAGUGUUUACAGACUGCAGCACCACGUUUAACGGCAUCCUAGUUGCCUCUUCGUUCAUCAAAGAGAGUUGUCCCUGUCAGUGGGGCAUUAGAAUCCGCUCCAGGUUUUAGUCUGAGUUUUCCCUGGAGAGGACCUUGGGACCACAAAGAAGGUACUGGCAUUGUCAGCCCUCUUGCCAUUCUGGUAGAAUCUCCAUGUUCUGACCCCCAAGUGUCUGCCUGCCCCCCCCAAUCUGAGAGAAGCCAACACAGUAGCGGGAGCAACUGCACACCUUUACGAAACGGCAGCGUCUUGUCCAGCCCUGGCGCUUGGCACAUUUCUCAGCGCUUCGAUGUAGAAGCUGCACUUAAAAAGCUCAUUUUCUUUUCUUUGUUUCAUCUCUUUUUUUUUUUUAAAUAAGAUUAUUAGGGGAAAGCAUAACCAUAGUUUUAUUUUACCUAUGAAAUAUAUUGCUAUAUUAUAAAGGAUGAUAUUGUAA
Rhineura floridana is the source of this 3929-nucleotide messenger RNA. RefSeq names its product potassium calcium-activated channel subfamily N member 3 (gene KCNN3). Gene Ontology annotation, cellular component: neuron projection; neuronal cell body; plasma membrane. The record is from RefSeq and is a predicted model, not a curated record. The coding region runs from base 242 to 2476 and encodes 744 amino acids. The transcript has 10 exons. Gene Ontology annotation, molecular function: small conductance calcium-activated potassium channel activity; calmodulin binding. Gene Ontology annotation, biological process: potassium ion transmembrane transport. Lineage: Eukaryota; Metazoa; Chordata; Lepidosauria; Squamata; Rhineuridae.